GAACUACUCGUAAAUUGAAAUUAAGCUAAACAGAAGAGGCUCUAAGUUCUAAUUUCCACUUCUCUCCUCGGAUCCUAUAAUCCUUUACCCUUAUCUAGCGUGUGAACAAUGAUAAGGUAUAAAUCAAAGUAAAAAUAAACACACGUACAAGCAACCCCACCACAAAUUUGAGGUUCAAGAAAACCCAAAAAAAAAAUCUUGAAAAUGAGAAGAAAUGGCAAUUUCUAUUACAUCAACAAACAAACUCAUCUCCCCUAUUACAUGUAACACCAACAACAUCAAUAACAAUGGCAAAAGAUUAAACAAUAAACUUCCUCCAAUAUUCAUAUCAACAAACCCAUCACACAUUAACAUUGACACUUUAUCUAAUCUUUACCUCUCUUGCAAUCACUCUCCUCAUCGGUUUCCACUAUCAUCAGACGGUAUCGACAACCGAAAACUCGGUGUUGCAGUGUCUAACAGCUCUGUGGUGGUGUCGGUUUUUGCCGAGGUUGGUGGUGUUGAUGACGUGGAGGAGAGAGAAAAGGGGUUGUGGGGGAGGGUGUUGCCGACGGUGGUGACGCCGGAGAAUGGUGAGUUGGUUGGGUUUGGAAGGGCAGUUUCUGAUCUGGGGUUAACUGCUUCUAUCUAUGAUGUCAUGGUCAUUCCUUCUUUGCGACGGUUGGGAAUUGGUCACAUGAUUGUUCAAAGAAUCUUAAGAAUUCUUACUAAUAAAGGAAUAUACGACAUAUCAGCUCUCUGCUCCGAGGAAGAGAGGUUAUUCUUCGCGGCAUGUGGAUUUGGAGACGAUGUUUUAGGAUCAACAACAAUGAUGUACACAAACACAGCUUCUAGCAUUUCUGACAAUGACCGGAUAAUUACACAAGCUGGUCGAAAACUGCUAGCAGCACCACCUCUAAGACGACCCAUUCUGUCUCAGAAACAACCUCCAAACUUAGCUUGCUGAAAGUGAAUGAAUCUAUCCCUUUAAUCUGUAGAAUAUCAGUAAAUAUAUUCAGAAGUCCUUUUAUGAAUAUAUAUUAUGUUCUUAAGCUCAAAAUCUGCCACUAAAAUUUCUUAUUUAUUCAUAUAUUCUUCCUAUAUGUACAACUAUCAUUUAAAUUAUUUAGUGGUACUAAAAAGAAGGUUAUCCCUU
Molecule: messenger RNA, 1135 nt
Organism: Chenopodium quinoa (quinoa)
Lineage: Eukaryota; Viridiplantae; Streptophyta; Magnoliopsida; Caryophyllales; Amaranthaceae
Exons: 4
Coding region: 215-946 (243 amino acids)
Biological process (GO): UDP-N-acetylglucosamine biosynthetic process
Cellular component (GO): Golgi apparatus; endoplasmic reticulum-Golgi intermediate compartment; endoplasmic reticulum
Molecular function (GO): monosaccharide binding; glucosamine 6-phosphate N-acetyltransferase activity
Source: RefSeq, a predicted model, not a curated record